Messenger RNA from Sparassis crispa, 633 nucleotides. RefSeq names its product Probable 26S proteasome regulatory subunit. The transcript is spliced from 4 exons. Gene Ontology annotation, biological process: proteasome regulatory particle assembly. Gene Ontology annotation, cellular component: cytoplasm; nucleus. NCBI's taxonomy places the organism in Eukaryota, Fungi, Basidiomycota, Agaricomycetes, Polyporales, Sparassidaceae. The coding region runs from base 1 to 633 and encodes 210 amino acids. The record is from RefSeq and is a predicted model, not a curated record. Gene Ontology annotation, molecular function: protein binding.
AUGGGAUUCAUGCUACCGUCACGAGAUACCCCGGCUGACAAGGUUCGCGCGCUGAUGGCGCGUAAGGAGAACAUAGAGGCCGAGAUGGACGCACAGGUCUCUAUCCUCAAGGCCAAUUCUUCUACGCUCAAUUCUCCUCUGGUAGACGCGGAGGGAUUUCCACGCGCCGACAUCGAUGUCUGGGCUGUUCGCCAUGCGCGCGUCCGGAUAAUUGAGCUGCGUAAUGACUUGGAUGCGCUCAGGGACACGAUUAUGCUAGCAUUGCAAGAUGUGUAUGAUCCUGCGUCUGUUAUGCAAGCGGAGAAGUCAGCGAUGGAGACGGACGUACCUGCAGAGGCGGAAUCUGCGAGCAGACCCCAUCCAUUCGCAAAAGUGAACGGCGUUGCGCCAGGAAGCCCUGCAGCGGUUGCAGGAUUACUAAGGGAGGAUCUUCUUGUAUCCUUCGGGCAUCUAACGCGAUCUUCGUUCUCCUCGUCUUCGUUGCAACCUUUAGCGGAACUAGUGACCGCACAUGAAAACCGCGAGCUCACUGUUGUAAUAUUGCGCCAAGAGGAGACCGUGACGCUGAGUUUCACACCUAGGAGCGGUUGGGGGGGACGCGGAUUACUGGGAUGCCAUAUCGUACCCUAUUAG